Neodiprion fabricii is the source of this 3987-nucleotide messenger RNA. It is a transcript of the gene Ndfip, whose product is annotated as NEDD4 family-interacting protein 1. The record is from RefSeq and is a predicted model, not a curated record. Gene Ontology annotation, cellular component: perinuclear region of cytoplasm; endoplasmic reticulum; Golgi apparatus. Gene Ontology annotation, biological process: positive regulation of protein ubiquitination; ubiquitin-dependent protein catabolic process; vacuolar transport. The coding region runs from base 669 to 1439 and encodes 256 amino acids. NCBI's taxonomy places the organism in Eukaryota, Metazoa, Arthropoda, Insecta, Hymenoptera, Diprionidae. The transcript is spliced from 6 exons. Gene Ontology annotation, molecular function: WW domain binding.
GCUUCAUGGGCGUUGACUGAGAGGUGGCAGUCGAAACCUCGUUGCGUGUGACCGCAUGUAUUAUUGUAUGUGUACACCAUUACGAUCACUGUCAACUUUCGUUUGUCGUGGAAUAUUCCAGUAUCGCGAGUUUAGAAAUUUGCGUGAAAUUUUGCUGUAUACCGUCAAUGGUGAUUAUACCAAUCUUGGAGUAAACCCGUUGUCAUUCAACGUAGUAUCAUAAGUGACAGUAACCAACUUUAAGAAUAUUUACAAUUAGAUUGAUUCAGGUAUGCAUACACAAUGAAUCAUAUGACACAUUAUACAAUCUGACUGGUAGCGAAUUACCUAGCUCCCAUCCUGGGAAUGAAAUUCUGUUAUCACGCUAAACGAGUCAUACGUGAAAAAAAACCACUGUCCACCGUAGGCAAGUCCGUGCCUUGAGCCUAGAUUCGUUCCUAGACUCGUUGUGAAAGCGCCGGCGUGGAUUUAGCAUUUUUGGACCAAUUACCGGAGAAGCAAUUUUUGCAGCUGUCAGCCAUCGAUUGUAUGAAGUACUACUACUGUUACUACUACUACUACUGCUGCCGUUGCGAACCCGAAUAACAUAUCGUCUUGGCACGUUCGACGUUUCAUUGAGCAAUCGAGAAAAUAAAUUUGAAAACAUCAGUGCGUGAUUCCGCGCGGGGAUGGAUAACAACAUUCAUUACAACAUGCCGCAGGCCACAAAUGACUCUUCUGCUGUUUCAUCAGUCCCAAGCGAAGUACCUGCACUUACAGUAGCUCUACCAGCAAUCCAAGUACACCCCCAUAACAACAGUAUUAAUCGGACUAGUGUAGUGCCUGUAGGUCAAGCUGCACCUUCCACUCCAGUCAUGAUGAGCGUUGACGAAAUACCACCGCCAAAGCCAGAUUUCUCUGCACCACCGCCAUAUGAAGUCGCCACCAAAUUACCAAGCUAUGAAGAAGUACAGCGGGAAAAGACUAUGCAGGGUGAGACCACGCCACAUCCUCGCCCACAAAUAGUGUUUGGACAAUUAUUUCAGUCAGGAAGCAUGAGACCACCACAACAACCACGGGUGUUUCUAGCUCUGGACACAGAAGCAGCAGAAGGUGACUCGGAAAGUGGUUUGCUUGGCACAGACUUUAUGUUCUUCACAGCUUUCAUGGUUGCAUUCCUUUUCAACUGGAUUGGAUUCCUGUUGAUGAUGUGUUUUUGUCACACAAUCGCUUCUCGGUAUGGAGCAUUGUCUGGAUUCGGCCUGUCACUGGCGAAAUGGACACUUAUUGUUAAACAUUCCACUGAUUUAGCUUCACGUGAAAACUCAUGGUUAUGGUGGCUAAUCAUGGCAUUCGGAGUCUUAAUCUGUGUACGUGCCAUUAUUCAAUAUCUGAAUAUUAAACGAGGAUGGAGACUUUUGUCAGGCAGUGCUCAGGAGCGUUUACUAUUUUUUUAUUGAUAUUUCACACGUCUGCACCGCAGUUUACCUGAUUUUUGGAGAUUGUAAUUGUAUGAAAGAAAAUCUACUCUCAUAAAAUUUUAGAUUAUCUAAUCUACAUCAUGUGUAGAUCGUUGAAUGAUUGUAAAUGUAAUAAAUAGGAAAGUCAGUCUAUAAAGAUUAUGCUACACUUCAUCAGCGUUAUAAUGGAACAAAAAAUAAACACGAAGAUAAAAAACUGUGGCAUCCGUUGGAAUUGCAAUAAGUGAUUUUUAAUUUUGAACCGAAAACAGGUAAAUACAUUUUUAUUGCGCAAACAAAGUAAAAGGUAGAUUGAUUUAUAAUUCAAAGUUACAAAUGAACGUAGUUUCUUGCGUUCUAAUGUCAUUCAAACAUCAAUAAAAAUACCAACAUAUUGAGGCGCAGUACUAUCUACAGUAAUUAUUCGAGUAACAAGUAACAAUUGAGUUUCAAUACAUUAUCAGAUAUGUGGCCCUUUGCUUUUGGUGCAUUAACCCCGCCUAAAGUUGUGAGAAAUUCACCUAUUCGUGUGUAUAAAUAUUGAAUUAUAAUUGUGAGUACGAUAUCUUUUAUAGCGUUAACGUACGCUUUUAGAUACUAAUCCAUGUACACAAAAAUUGGAAUGUGGAUAUCCUAAAUUGCUUGUGCACACAUGAUAACUGAUUUAUAUAAAUAUAAAUAUAUUAUACAAAAUCCUUAGGCUUAAGCGAAUGAUAUAAUAUAUGUAUUAUAUUAUUACUAUUAUUAUUAUUAGUAAUGUUAAUGAUGUAUUGUGCAAUUCGAUAUGUUAUAUUUUAGUUUGUUGAAAACGAAUCUAAUUGUUGUAUACUUACAGCGUAUACGUUGUCUAAGAAAAGCUGGCUACGUGCAUACAAUUGUAUAUUUUAAACAACCAACAAAGAUGAUUAGACAUUUGGCUACUCCUGUGGUAUAUUAUUAUACAUAUAUUAUUAUACAGCGUGUAAAAUAGUUUAACUCAUUCAAUGUGUUUCCCUAUGUAUUACAUGUAUACGUGCAGGCUGAGCUUACUGUUAGUACAUAUCGUACUCUGCACCUUAGAUUUCUACAAAAACGAGAAGCAUAAACUAAUUACAAAUAGAAGAAAAUACAAAAUAUAGUGCUAAAUGAUUAACUGUUUACACGUUCGGUUGUUUUUACAAAUCAAAAAUAGGUGGGCUUUAAGCUAUUCAAAUUUCACGUGUAACUACGUAUUCAUAAAUAAUAAUUAUUAAUUAUCGCAUAAGAUGUGAAAAGAGAAGAAACAGAAAGAAUAUUGUAUGGAUGUAAAAAAUAUAUUAUUUGUAGCGGGUCUUACGAUGUAUUUCAAAAUGUUCACUGUAUUGUGACCUUGGACGGGAGUUCUGUCCAGCUAACAGCGCUCAUAGUAACGGUCAACACCGGAUAAUUAUGCAGGAUCUCAUAUAGGUCAAUGUGACUUGAUUGAAGAUAUAUGCACUGUGAAUGGACACAAGGUCACGGAUGAUCCCACUAUCUGGCUCUGCAAGAUUAAAUAAGUACGGGUCCCUCUACUUGUCAUGGCAACAGCUGAGUGUCAAUGUAUGUAUAACACUGUUCCCAUUACCUAGUUUGGAUUAUCGGAUAAAAUGAAAUCGAGUCUUUCCUAGUAUCAAAAUUACAUAUUUGUUAUUACCAAAGAUGUUCAUCUAUCCGGUGAUUGGUGUAUAAAAAAUUCACUUGCGUUGACACUGUUACGAUGAGCAUUCGUGUAUACGUGACAGUGUGGAUAAUUGAGAUUGAAAUUUUUGUACGUUGUUCCUCUUUACUUUUUGCUGUAUAUAAUGAAAACACAUUAACAUAACUCGUAUAUUAAAACAUUGUUGGAAAGUCAACUGAAAACAACAGGCAAUAUUGUGUAUUCUAACAAACUUCAACGUACCUUUACUGGCCUUUUUUUCCAGACUUUCAAUAGUAACAAGCUGCUUCUUUUUCAGCUUUUUAUAAAAUAUUUUUACAAUCUUCUAUUCGAUAUGGCAGUGAAGAUUCAAAUUAAAUGUAAUUACAGUGAAGUAGAAUAGUAGUGUUAGUCGUUUUGCCAGUCCGGACCUGUAUUUUCAACUUUUGUGUAACGAUAUCAGCUUGAUGAUUUUCCAUAGUUCUUCAAGUAUCGAUGACAUUUAUAUUUAUAAAAUCAAGAUAUUUAUCAGUACCAGAAUUUAGUUUGUCAUGAAACUGUGCAGUUUUUCCUGAGUAUUUUUAUUUUAGUUGAAUUAAUACAUACAUCUUGAAACAAAAUCAUACACAAUCGGUGUUACAAUACACUUAGUUGAAAUUUACCUUGUCGAUCUGGUUAAGUUCACUGUGAAUUCUCGUGAGUUUCAUAUUUUUUUCUUCGUAACCUAGGAACGUUAGCAACUUGGUAGCAAAACAAUUGGUAUAUUUAGUUACAUCUUGAGAGUCUCGUCUGAAUUCUGGUUAAAAAAUUUGACGUGCCUUGCUAAUUUAUUGCCCUUAUAUAAAGUUCUCAUAGUAAGAGACACUUUUAAAUCGUCAGUCACGUUUGUUAUAGUUGGUUAUUACUUUCAAACUC